Messenger RNA from Ochlerotatus camptorhynchus, 1556 nucleotides. Its product is annotated as probable cytochrome P450 6a14. The transcript has 2 exons. The coding region runs from base 1 to 1485 and encodes 494 amino acids. Gene Ontology annotation, molecular function: monooxygenase activity; oxidoreductase activity, acting on paired donors, with incorporation or reduction of molecular oxygen; iron ion binding. The record is from RefSeq and is a predicted model, not a curated record. NCBI's taxonomy places the organism in Eukaryota, Metazoa, Arthropoda, Insecta, Diptera, Culicidae.
AUGUGGAUUUACCUGUUUCUGUUGAUAGUCUCGCUUUCUUUUCUACUCGUACGGAGAAGAUACUCGUACUGGAAGCGACAAGGUGUGCCAUUCAUUCCCGCAAAGUUCCCGGUCGGAAGUUUCGAUGGCGUUGGAAUCCAUGCCCACCCCUCACAGUUGCUGGCCAAAUUCUACAAGCAAACGAAAGGAUCACACCCAUUCGUUGGAGUGUACUACUUUCUGCAACCGGUGGUUGAGGUCUUGGAUUUGGACUUGGUGAAAACCAUUCUCAUUCGAGACUUCCAGUAUUUCCACGAUCGUGGUUUGUAUCACAACGAAAAGGAUGAUCCCAUCUCGGGAAAUCUACUGAACCUCGAGGGAACCCGAUGGACCAAUCAGCGCAAGAAACUGAUCCCGACUUUUUCCUCCGGGAAGCUACGAAUUAUGUGCCCUACGAUUGUGAACGUAGCGAAAAAUCUGACAGUGAGCCUUGACAGAUGUAUCGCCGGAACGCGGGAGGUUGAGAUCAAAGAUAUUUUGGCACGAUUUUCAACGGAUGUGAUCGCAACGUGUGCUUUUGGGAUCGAUUGCAGCAGUUUGCUCGAUCCGGAUAACGAAUUUAGGCGCAUGGGUACGAAGGUGUUUGAUGUCUCGACGUGGAAACUGAUGAAACUGUUCUUUGUGUUUGCCUUCGGGAACCUGGCACGGAAGUGUCACAUGAAGCUGAUCGAUGCCGAUAUAUCGGGAUUCUUUUUCAAAGUUGUUCGCGAAACGAUCGAUUUCCGAAAGAAAAAUUCUGUGCAGAGGAAUGACUUUAUGAACCUGUUGAUGCAGCUUCAAGAGAAAGGUGAACUGGAAGGGUCCGAGGAGAAACUUGGAACUCUUUCGUUAAAUGAGAUAGUGGCACAUUCUUUUGUGUUCUUCCUGGGUGGAUUUGAGACAGCCAGCACAACUAUGUCGUACUGUUUGUACGAGCUGUCGUCCAAUGAAGACGUUCAAGAGCGUGCUAGGAAAUGUGUGAUGGAUGCUGUUACAAAAUAUGGCGAGUUGAAUUACGAUGCUCUGAUGGAUAUGCCGUACCUUGAGCAGUGUAUAAAUGAAACUUUACGAAAAUACCCACCUACAACGGUGUAUCGCAUAGUGACCAAAGACUACCAGGUUCCUGACUCAGAUGUAGUAUUUCCAAAAGGAAUGAGCGUCAUGGUCCCGGUAUAUGCCAUUCACCAUGACCCGGAGUACUGGCCGGAUCCGGAACGGUACAAUCCGGACCGGUUUAGUGCCGAGGAGUGUGCCAGUAGAAACCCGCUUACGUUUAUUCCAUUCGGUGAGGGUCCCCGAAUGUGUGUUGCUGCUCGACUCGGAAUGCUGCAAACCAAAAUCGGACUAGCAACUAUGCUGAUGGGCUAUCGGUUUUCAAGCUGCUCGUCUGCUCCGUUAAGGUUUUCGCCGAAGCAUUUCAUUCUGACACCCGUUGGCGGGCUGUGGAUGAGAGUUGAAAGAAUCUAAAAGGGAUGAAGUGCGAUGAAUAUGACGUGCCUUCAUUUCAGAAACUAUACACCUACUUUCACACCUGGUUA